GGUUGAAUAAAAUAAAAAUAAACAUUUAUACAUGUAUGUAAUAAUAAUAUUUGAAUUUCACUAAUUAAAAAGCGCUAUGAACUUUAGUAUAAUCGCGGUGCAUUUAACAAUGCAAUUCAAAGCGCGUUAAAAUAUCGAAUACACGCGUUGAUGUAUUCCAAACACGAAUUUUUCACGCAUGCAGAUACGUCUACGAUCCAAUUGUUGGGUAACAUGACGCGACCGGUUCGUCGGGGGCCACAAAACGGCCCGAUUGGCCGCAGGCCAGACGCGGGAAAGAAGGGCGACGCGAAUCGACCAGCUGACCCAAUGUGUCCGGACGAGACUGACCUCGAACCAUGGCAUCUCUUUCCUUUUCUUUCAGAUGAAGCUUUAUCAAAUGUUAGAGCUUCCAGGAUACAGAGGGACCUAGAGGGAGUGACUACAGUCCUCUUGGUUUCGGCACGCCCUGGAAAGUCCGUACCUCCCGUUGGAUUACUGACAAAAACUGCACGAACAUUCGUGCAGGACGGUGCGAGCACCGAAUUCGCCACUCAGGUUCUUGGCACGACCCUAGACAAUGGUCGUCUCUACGCGAGAAUUCUAUCCACAUCCAGCAGAGUAUUCUACGAUAAAGAGCCGAGUCCAGAUCCAUCAAGUCCCUAUGUUGUUUAUCCCUCAAGAGCACCAGAAGAUGAUUGGCGGCUCAGAGUGGCUCUUGAUAAUGCGCCGAUCAGAGCCAUAGAAGAGCUAGAAGCGCCGAGCGAUGCGGAAUCAAGCGACUCGGAGAAACAGAAAGAAACGGGAAAUACCUCGAAACUGGACGAAUUGUCCAGAGAAAAUGAUAUAUUCAGCAAGAGAGAGCUAAAUGUUGAUGCGCAACGAUUCAAACCGGCAAAGGUUCGACCAGCCGAUAAUCUACCCACUUACACCGUCAAGCACGAGUACGUAUCGAGCAGCUUCGAUUCCUUUGACGAUGCGCAAUCCAAAAGCUUUAGGCCACGAGUGCCGAAGAUCUUCAAGCCACAGCUAAGACCUGUGCCACAAAAGAAGCCGGACACGAAGCCUCUUGCUACGGUGACUUAUCAUGGUUUUGCGGACUUCACGACUACGGUUGGCGACACUGUUAUCGUCUUUUCGCCAAGCACAUCGCCGGCACCAGUGGGACGCCCGGCUACUACGAUCAAAGGCGACGCCACACUUCGACCAGACGACGGCGUGGCAGUACUGAAGAUUCGGCCUACGACCGUCAUGGAACAAGCAAGAACUGAUUUACCCUACAAAGGAGGCCAGAAGCAUGAAGACCAACUUUUGAGUGCUAUCAACCGUGCUAAUAUCCAACCUAGCGUUACCGAAGACGUCGAGGUUGAAUCCUCCAAGAUGUCCACAGAACCGUUAUUGAUGAUACCUGACGUUGAAACGGGAUCGUUAAAGCCAACAGGUCUUUUAAAAGUUGUUGAUUCAACAACAUCAUUAGAUGGCACUACAACUCAUUACAAGAGUCAUAUUUAUGGCACUUAUAUUGGCACCAAUUACGCGCAAAUCAUUCACACGUCGUCAAACGUGUACUUUUUCCCAGAUGAAGCCACCGUAACGUACGGAGCUGACGACACUACAGUAGAAUACGGCACAACAGGAACGGAAUCUGACCAGGACACUACUGUUGAAGCAUUACCUUCUACCACACCGACGACAAUCACAACCAGUGAGGAAACACCAUUUGAAAUGAAUGAACUCACUACUCCACUAAAAGGUACGACAGACAGCGUUUUGACGACUUUGAAGGACAUAUUGGAAAGUGCGAGGAGAGUGUUAGGAACGACGGAGUCAAUGAUGCCAACUUUGGACGAUGAAAUUCCUAAUGAUAUCGUACCAGGCGACCCUCAAGGUCGCAGUAUUAAAGGCGGCUCUUCUCAAAAUGGUCUCCGACCUAUCGAACACAAAUUACAUGAAGGGAAAGCGACGCUGGCCACUAGAUUAUUACCUUCUACCGUCUACAAAACGUUUACAUAUUUCACAACUUUCUUUAUUCCUAAUGGCAAUGAUCAGACUACGACCUCGAUACGUUCUCGAGAAGUAGUCUCUUCCGAAGUAACCUUUUUAACAGAAUUGAUUCGUCCUAGUGCGACCGACUCGAUCCGUUCUACUGCUUCUUUGCCAUCAGAUACGACGCAAAAAACACCAAAUCUGUCCAGUGAAAUGGAAGAGGAGCAAACUACUAAGCAAGAUGAGGAAAUAGAGCUCAUUUUCAAGACUCUGUACACAACGUAUACAUAUCUAACAACCUUCUUCCAAGAAAAUACAUCAAGCGUAUCUAGUCGACAAGUUGUCGAGACUAACGUAAUCACGCAGACUAUUGGACCGAAUGGCGUUUCCGCCGUUGUUGCUGGUCUUUUCGAAAAGGAUGACUCCACUUUAAUAUCACCAACAACGAUAUCGCAGAAUGUUUUACCAUCUAUAACAAAUGCUCGAACUCCUGAGUAUUUUAACAAAGGUACCGAGCCAAUUAAUGAGGACGAAACGACAGAAAAAAAUCCAACUACUUUCCAGCAGCAGGACACUACGACAGGAAACGAAAAUGUUCCAACGGAAUCUAUCACAACCAUCGAUGAUUUUGAGACAUCCGAUGGAUGGAUCACUGAUUUAGAACCGAGCCCCACUCCAGCUAUGGCGAGUGAAGCGAUAAAAGAACAAAUUAAGACUUAUUACACGACUUACACAUACUUUACUACGAUUUUUGUGGAUGAUGAAACAGAAAUUGAGACGCGAACCGAGGUCUUCACUAACGUUGUUACAGAAACUAUUACACCUACAAACGUUCAAUCAAUUCCGCAGGAAACAACUCAAGCAGCAACAUCGAAAUCUGAAUCUGCUGUUCCUCCAGAAAUCUUAGCUUAUCUAGAGGCUCUUCAACGUCAGAAAUCUCAGGAAGAGGCUCUCUCAUUGGCAAAGAAAGUUCAGCAAGCAAAUGCUCAAACAACGCAAAAUGAUAAAUCUGUUACUUCGAUUGAAAGCAUCACCGAGCCAACGACAGAAAUGCCUACUACCUGGGAAGAUCAACCUACUACCGAGCGCUUAUUCCGCAAUUUCCAAGUUGGCGCACAAGUUACGCCCAAUCCUCCGACUGAUGUGGAAGUAUUGGGUUCUAUGAUUACGGACGUUGUGUCGUCUUCCAGUUCUGGUGGUGGUACAGUUCUCGAUGUGGACAAGAGAAAUAUAGUUCCCGAAGAUCAAGAAUUAUCAGAGUCUAACAAUCACGAAGUAGAGCCAGCGCCGACAUUACUUUUGCAGACUAGUUAUACCACUUUUACGUAUUUCACGACGAUGUACAAAGGCGAUCAAACGAAUGUCGCCAGUCGUUUGGAAACAGUUACAAAUGUUGUCACGGAAACUUUAAAACCGUCUCCAGUGGCACCGGUUCCAACUAGUACGCUGCCCGUGACAUAUUUCACGACCUUUACUUAUUGGACGACAUUCUAUAAAGGUGGUGAUAUCAUAACAACCAGCCGCGAGGAAACGGUUAGCAACGUCGUUACGCCAGGAGUAUCACCCACGCCAACGGUGGAACUUGGUGUAAUAAUGACUUAUACACCAACUCUGAAUCCACCUGAGGAGGAUACUCCGAUAAACGAAAAAGAAUCUAAAGUCACGGCAGAUAACGAAGUUACACCUUUAGGCAGCGGUGUAUCUGAAGAACCUGUCACCGACAAUGCAGACAUUCUAUCUAAAGGAAUCAUAACCGGCUCUUAUAAUCAGAGUUCCAUAAAUGCUUCAGCAAUUUCGCCCGAACCUGUAACCUUUUAUACUACAUUCACUUACUUCACUACAUCCUACAUUGGAAACGAGACAAUUUUGAAUAGCAGAUUGGAAACAGUAACUAGUGUAUCGACACCAGAUGUUACGACGCAACAGGCAACCGGCCGAGCGAUUGAUGGGCCUGUGUAUCCGUCAAUUCAGACACUGGGUACCGACGACAAGACAAUUGUGGCUUCCAAAACAGAAGCUCCGAAAACAGGUUUAAUUUCUACGAUACACUCAAGCGAGGUGCACGAUGAUACUACAACUCAUUACACGACGGAUGUGUACGGUACUUACAUAGAUGGAUAUUAUGCACAAGUGGUGAAGAGCUCGACAACGAUAGAGACACCACCGUUACCGUCCUUGACAGCUACUCCGGUUCUUCCUACGGGUGUUUUGUCCUUAAAUAAAGGAAGCGUAAUAGAUGCCGAUGAAGUUACUACAGUUUACUUUACGACUAUGCAAAUUGGUACUCUUCUGAAUGGGAUUUAUGCUAAAGUGAUCGAGAGUACAUCGAGUACUAAAAUAGACGAAGAGAAAAAAGCGAGUAUCGUACCACUUCAAGGUCAUCGGACUGGCCUAGUGCGUCUGAUUCAAGGCCAAAUUGAAAAUAACGAAACUACCACGUUUUAUCAAUCAAAAGUUAUCGGCACCAGCAUCGAGGGCAGAUAUGCUCAAAUAAUCGAAAGUACUUCUAGCUAUUUUGUAUCAAGUCCCACAAGUAUUGCACCGACUUCUACUUUAUCUCCAAGCCAAUCAACGAAUAUCCCGGAAAUUUCACCUUUCCCUGCUGUCAUCCAAUCUUCUCUGUCCGAGGAGCCUACAACAGCUCAUGAGGAAGACGAAGACUCCGAACAGAAUGAGGAAGACGAUGAAGAAGGUGAAGAGGGCGAAGACCAAAGUUCUAAAAAGAAAUCACGGUUGACAUUUUCGACUAGAAAGAGAACUUUCACGCCAGUAAUUAGACCGUUUGCCUCCAGAAAUAGACCGACUUUCAAUCCGAAACGUAAAGGCGCGCAAGCUGCAACGACCAUUACUCGAACGGAUAUAACUCCUACAAUAACUGCUACUUUAGCUGGUAAGGGUAACAGAUUUGCGUCGUCACGAGGUCGUGUCACUUCGCCUAUUGGGCCAUAUUCUUCGACAUUAACUCCAUCAAGUUCUAGAAGAUUCCCGGGUAGACGGGGAACCGCCACCUCGAGUUCAUACAGCUCGGCAUUUGCAACGGGUAGUACUCGAGGUAGAGGGCAGCCUAGAAUAACUCCUUCGUCUGUAUUUCAAAGUAACAGACGCGGCCCUACAUCAAUAAGAGGAUCUUCCGUUAGAGCUGCAGUUCGCUCUUCAAGCUCUGCAUUUCCUGGCGUUUCUUCGAGAUACCGAGCAGGUAUCCGACCGUCAUCAACGUUAUUAAGGGGACAACCUACUGUUAGGCACGACGAUCAAGAAAAUGACGCUAAUGAAUUUACUACAACUACGCUUUUCACGGAUGAAACACCGUUCACGGAAUAUUUCGAUGGUGAAACUGUUACUACUCCUUUGCAAACUACGACAGAAUCGUCCAGAAGAUCCACGAAUCCAUUAUUAAGAUUCCGUAGACCUAUUAAUUUAAACAAUAAUGGCAGAUCAGUAACUACUCCAAGACCACCGGCAACUACAACGCCGAGACGAUCGGGUAAUUUAAAUAGACCAAGUGCGCCGACAGUUCCUAGAGCGAACAGUGGACGAACAAACGCUAGAGCGACUCCUCCAGUGUCUACACGAAGUCGACCAAGUAAUACAGGCCUCUUUCCACCGCGCGGAUUUCUUGGUAGAAAGCAAGAAGUAACUACUGAGGAACCGAUUGAUUCAAAUGAGGAACACGAAGGCGAGGAUGACGGAAUCUUCGAAGGCGAGGCCGUUGAAGAAAUAUCGGAUAACGAUUACGAAGGCUCGGAACAUGAGGACAGAAGGUCAAAUGUGAAUCGUCGUUCUGGGAAAGCUACUGGACCCGUUGUACAAAUUAGACCUUUUGGAUUCAGAACAAGAAGAGUUCGUCGUCAAGCUAGUCAAUUGAGAACGUACAGCAGUCGCUUUCGUAGACCCACUCAACCUACUGCAAGUGAGAGAUCUGAUUCGUUGGAUGCUUUAGCGAGUAAAGAAGAUAGCGCAAAGUCAGCAUCAAAGCCUCUCGCACGAUAUAAUAAUCGUGCACGGAGCUUAACACCACAACAAAAAUCUCCAGAUCAAAUAUCAGCAGAAACAACAGAGUUGGCGAAUCAGCAGAGCAAAUCUAGAACAAGAUCAAAACAGUCGAAUGGAAAUAGAAACGGAUCUGUCCGAAUAAAGCCAUCACCAACUUCAGGCAACGGCAGACAAUUUACACUGCGGGAAAAGGAUUCCUCUUCAAAUAGAUACAAAAGGCCAACUUCUGGUCCGAGAACAAAUGGCAGAGCUACGAAUAAACCAACUGAGAACGGAAGAGUAAGACCACCAAGACUACGAAACGGAUCAAAAUCUCCAACUGAAUCUCCAAAUUCUCGAAGAGUACCACCCUCUCGCGCGACUUCAAGAUCAAAUGGAAGAAAUGGAAACAGAAGAACACCUACGAGAGGUAGAGGGUCUCAUGAGGACAUCCGAGAAUCGCCUACAGUAUAUCCGAAUUUCGAUGGCACCAUAACCGUGACACAUUAUGUACCCACAGAAGUCACGAUUCCCGUGGUGAAUAACGGUAUUACGGAACAUCGAAAUAUCAUAACGGCACAACCCAGUACUGAGGUCCUUGGGCCUUCUCAAUAUAGCACAGUAACAGCAGGAGAUGGCAAGCCGCUCGUUGUGAUCGUUAGCGAAGUGACAGGCACUAAUGUUCAAGGCCAGACUGAAGUUACACGAUUUUUGCUUCACGAAACACCUACCACUCGCAUCUCGCACACCCUCACGAGUCUUGCCGGUCGCCGCGUCUCUCAAUCAGUAAUUGUACCUACAACAGUAUAUUCCGUGGAGAAUAUAGUUUCCACAGUACAACCUUCCUUGCCCGGCAAUGCUCCCCUUGCCAAUAUUCUUCUGUCGCAAUUACUAUUGGGUCAGUUAGGGCCGAAUCCUCUGCUGCAACCUCAAGCCACACCUACCACGCAAUAUAAUACACGCACCACGUCCUACGUCACUACAAUAACGAAACACCAGAGCACUGUCAUUCCUCUGACUUUCCGCGGGAAGGAGAUUCUGACGACCCUGGUCGAUUCCUCGACCAACGUCGUUACCGCGACGGAAUUCAUAACGGACACCGUUGUGGUAACUCCAACAGUCGCAAUACCAGCGGCCAACUUAAAUUCCCUUUUGUUAUUGCUUCAACAACCUCAGCCGCAGCCGCAGAACUCCAAUCCGUUAUUGGAUCCUUUGUUCGCGGCUGCUCCGUUUACACAGAGCAACACUUUACCGGGAGAAGUCGAAAGAAGACACCAACCAGCUGAUUCCGAUUAUAGACAUGACAGUUAUGAGUAUUCCGAGGAGGAAUAUGAAGUGGAGGAAUAUCAGAAGCCUUCCAGACGCAGUGGACGUGGUAAGCCGAAUGACAAAAAGAAGGAGUCCAAGGCCUCCGCGGCUUCCAAGGCAGAGUCCAGCGUGGUGACGCUUUAUGUUUCCGGUCGCAGACCCGGGGAGUUUAGCACUGUCCUGAGUACUGUAAAAGUCGGCGAUUCCGCCAGCACGUCCAGAAGACGAAGAGAUGUUUUAGAAGCAGCUGUCGAAGUCCGACCUUCCAUAGCGCCGUCGUUGCACGCCAGAGAAGAGGCCGUUGCCAUUUUGACAGGAAGUGAAGAUUCUAUCGACGCACAUGCACCAACACAAAGUCUUGAGAGCGUAGUGGAGACAAGUGGAAACGUCGCCUUUGCAGGUGAUUUCUACGAUGAGUCGGUGCAAUAUGGAAACACGAACAUCGAACGCGAGAGGGAAGGCAUCCUUAACGUAUGGUCCACAAACGAGGAUGAUAUAAAUAUAAGAAAAGCUAACGUGGAUAAUAACGAAAAAUCUCUCGAAGAGACACCACGAAAACGUGUCAGAAUUCGAGUGCCCGUGGUGCGUAGUAGAGAUGCUAAGCAACACAAGCUUACAGUUGUUAGGCGCAGACCUGUAACACCUUAUACAAAGAAUCUUGCGUACGCGUCUGCCACGCACGCACCACGAAGAAUCGUAGUAACUCGUGUCAGGACUCUUGGAUCGGACCAAUCGAUCUAUCCAACUGACAUUCCAGACUUGCAGAAUUAUCAGUCUUCCAGCGGAAGGCAUAAAGUGACCAUAACUAGACGCAGAAAACUCCAGUCCAAAUUGAUACCGUCAACUUCAUCGAAGCAUAAGAUUAGAGUAACUAGAAAGAAAUUAGUUGCGGUGCGACCAAUAACACCGACGCCGACUUUUGCCAUUAUUACUACUGGAUUUUUCACCGUAGCUUCUUCCAAGUAUGAUGACGAAUAUUCAGAUGAAGAAGAGAAAGAUGAAGUUAUUAAAGACAGAGAUUCUGCAAUCACUACGCCCAGUCUUGAAGAAACGCCAAAUCUUAUUGAUAAUAAACCGGAAGAGAGAGCGAGUUUCGUAUCAGUGGGAGGUGGCUUCACUGCUUUACCUGAAGAAAGCAUGUCGAACACACCAGUGAUCAUUACUGAUAAUUUCUUUUUCCCUGCGUCCGAUGAGGAAGAUGACAGGGAUGAUGAAGAAUACGAACAUGAUUAUCCUGACACGACUACCACGACUGAAAAUAUCGAUGAUAGUUUAAUGAAAGAUGAGCAAUAUCCCAAAAUAAUUUCUUCUAAAGACGAAGAUAAUAUUGUAUCUAAUAAAAGCGAUGUUGAAAUGCUGACAAAGAUUGAUGAUAUUGCCGUAACGACAAAACCAAUCUAUCAAAUUACGUCAGAAAAAUCACCUGAUGAACAAGCAGUGAGAACAACUCAAGAAUUCGAUGUUACAUCGACAAACAUAACGGAAUCAAUCGAUACUGUUUUAGGCGACAACAACGCUACUACCAAGACAUUAACUAAACUUGAUACAUUAAAUAAAGAUUUAACAACUACUAUGCCUGUUUCUAUCGAAGAAGAUGAUGACAAUAAAUUUACAACAAAAGAAUACACUACUAUGGCCAGUUUUGAAGAGCAAAGUACUUUCAAGGAUGAUACUACUACGUUGAAUGUGCCAGACGGACUAACCGAAUCUAUAAGACAUCUUGAUGAAGAAAACACUACAACAGACGAUGCAAUGGCAACAUACAUCCCUGUCACUGAGAUGACAACACUUGAUAUAAAAAAUAAAGAUCAAAACUUGAGCAAAACCGUUGAAGACUCGACAGAACGCAGCACGAUUACGCAAGCAACCAGCGAAAUCCCAGAAGAGAUGUUGACAGUACAACCCAUACAACUAGAUAGCAAAGCUGAUUCUAACUCGACUUCGACUUCUGCAGUCGAAACAGUCCCUUCACCCGAUUCUACAAUUACGCCAAGAUACCAGAGUGUUAUACCACUCGAGGCUACGAAAUCAUCAGUGCAUGAUACCGAUACGACAGAUCAUCUUGAUUCGUACAUACCCAGCGUGAUACCGUUGAGCGUGAAUUACACUCAUGAGAAAUCGUCAGUCUCCGAAACUUCCGUACUCGAGACAAUUCCCGUGACAAAAAUCACCACCAAGAUCGCGUCACCCACGCCAGAAGAGAUCGAGGCCGGACUUGCGGAUGAUCUUUACUUGUCACUGUCCCGCCUCGAUUUCCCCGAGAUCUUGCCAUCUAAACCGGCCACGAUCGACUUAAUGACCGAGUCCAUGACAAAUCUCGCGUUGGAACCUAGUACAGUAAGCGUUUAUUAUACUGAAACAGUAGUGACAUCGACGCGAUUAAGGACGUAUACGUACGUAGUGACGCAACUUAACGGACUGGAAACUAAAGUGACAUCGUCGACGACCGUACGACCGAGAGUGACGACACUUACGCUGACGGUGCCCAUCACAGUGACUGUGACUCCUACCGUGGAGUCGUCAGCCAACGUCAUAUCGUCUGUGUAUAGUCCAGUACCCGCUGCCGCAGAGUAUGAAGCAAAAGAUGAGGAAGAAGGACGCAGAUUCAAUCUAGCGACCCGCGUAAUGUCAAACGGUGUGGAAGUUAUCGUAGCUGGGCCCACUCCGGCUCUACGAUGGGAGAAUUCGAAUCCUCAACCUACCCUCACCUUGUCAGACGCGGUGGUCAUGCUCCUCCCGCAGGAUAAACCAAACGAGUUUGUCACGAAGACUUGCACAACAACUUUCACGUAUCUCAGCACGAUCACUAAAGAUGGGACGACUACCGUCUCUACAGAGCAGCAGGUGGUGGCAAACACAGCGACAGAAGAACGACAUAGAAAACCUGGGUCUGAAACGGCAGCCGUGACUUUGGAGGCAUCUCCAACUUUGCGUACUGAAGUAUUUAAAACAACUUACACGUAUCUGACUUUGAACACAGAUCACCGGGAUGUAAAUGACGCCUUAGAAAGUAGCACGAAAGUCAUAACAAACACGGUUACUGCACCGCAGCAUUACCUAGACAUGAUUCUUGAACCAUCAGAAGCACCGCAGCCGGAAACUAAUACAUACCUCAGUACUAGAGUGCUGGAAAAGACAUUUAUAGAAGAAGGUCGAACGAAAAUAGAAACGGUCAGCGACACAAUUACUCAGUUAAUAGUAACAGAAUCAGCACCUCCGCCACGACCGACCAGCGUCACGACUACCUUGACUGCCUUGGACAACACCGACGGUAGUGUAACGGAUACAACGAAAACCUAUUACAUCACGUAUACGUACUUCAACACCUUUUUGGAAAAAGGAAGUACAGUGAUUCGUACGAACGUAGCCACAUCAACUGACGUAGUACUGGAGAAAGUGCCGGUACGAAAAACAACCAUGAAAACUGCUCCAAUCAAUGCUACUCCAGAACCCAUACAGAUCUUCGCUACUAAAACGUACCUUACUACCUUCACUUACUUUACGACAUUACUACAGGCUGGUCCAGACGGCGAAACAUCAACAACCGUAACGUCUCGUUCGCAUAUCGUUGAAAAUGUCGUGACCGAAUCGAUAGCUCCAAGUUUAUUAGAUGCCGGUUACAUGAAUGCUUUGUUGACAACCGCACACCAUUCAGAUCCGGUGAAAAAUGUCGUCACUGGCUCAACGAUCAUCUUUUUUGAUGAAGAAGAUCAAAUUGAUCCAACCGCGACUACGAAUCUGGAAACUUCGGAAACAUCCUCCUUUACGGAAAUGAAAAAACACGAGACAAGCUCCAUGAGCACAACGGCUGCAGCAUCAUCGGCGAUUUUGUCAGAAAAUAUUGGUGCUGAUGUAAAGCCAUCAGAUUUAAUUAAUAAGCAGGAUAACAAUGGUACGACAUUAUUGGCAAGCAAUGAACAAAACAAACAACCCAAUCCUCAAUCCGGAGACGAUCUUCAAGUUAGCAAUCUUCUUAAUUUGGGUUCCUUGGGAAUUAAUAGCUUGUCUGCCCUGGGCCCAGUUAUCACGGCGAUGGCUGGAUUAUUACAAGGAAAAACUGCAGCUAGUCGCAGAAACGAUACUGCACCUCUCACAGACGCCCAAGAAGUCACAACGCAAAGAUCUCCAAUUUACAUACCCGUUGCAGAAUUCGCUGAUGGUGAUAUAGAAACCGCAGAAAGUCAACAUAUUGCUGCCCAUCUGGCAAAUCUCAAUCAUAAUUAUAUUGCCGAGACACGCCACAAAGUUGCCAGUAGUCUUGCCGAUGGUAUACCGAUAUCUCCGGGUGAAGUGAUCACUGCAAAUAGUGACGUUAUUAUAGGAAAGCCGGGAAAAAUGGCGCCGAGGCCACCACAAACAUUUUUGAAAGAUGAAAAACAUAUCGGCAUGAAACCUCCACCAUUACCAGUACCAAAUAUUCCAGUACAUCCUGUCUUGGAAGUCCUAGAAAAUGAUCGCGAUACUCAACCGCAAGCCGCGCAAGGUCCACAGAUACAGAUCUUGCCGGCGCAUCAGAUUUAUGAAGAACAUUUAAAUGUGCCAGUUUCCAUUCCUCUUGAUAUAGAUCAUGCACUUUCUAAGAAACCUCAAAAAUUGUUCCCUGUCCAAUCGUCACCGCCCAAAAGAAUUGUAUCCAAGCAAGAUAUUUUAGAAAAUGACCCCUUGCUAAAGCCACCUGAUAGACCAAAUGUGGAACAAUAUGCAAAUCCCAAUGUGAACCAUAAAAUUCCAGAAUGGAAUCCAGAAAAAUAUAGAAGGCCAUGGAGCGCUAAGGAUCCCUUAACACCUCCUUUGCCACCCGUAAGAUAUUUUUUUUAAAUAAGAACUUUUUUUCUUUGUAUUAUAAACCGUGAAGUGCAGCAAUACAUGAUAAUUUCUUUCAAGAUUCAUCCAGAACAACCAAUUGAAAAACCUCGUCCAACUACAUUGCUUGUGGAAGAACAAAAACGGCCGCCGUGGGCACAAAAAGAUCCUUUAUUGCCAGAUAGUUCUAUCGUCAUUCAGGAGUCAGAAUCGAAACCUAUUUUUACUGAACCAAUAGUUCAUCAAAUACCACAUGUCAUUGACAGAUCGACUGGACAACCUUUGUUAGUUAAUAUACAACCAAGUCAAGUAGCUAACGUUGUGAUUCCUCAAGGUGGAACACAAGCUCUGAUUUUUGGAGACACCAACGAGCCUCAUAUAAGUGGUCAAUAUUUCGAUGAUCCAUCACCUUAUCCAGAACCAGAAGUUGGGCCAGGUUUCGUUGGCAUUCAAAAGGUCGAAGAUUUACCACAAUAUUCAAGCGAGAAAAAUCCAGCUGAUUUUAUGCUUCCACCGUCACCACCUAUCAACUUUAAGCCUGGUGCUCCGAAACCGAGUUUCUCCAAUCGCCCACACGCUACUCUACUGUCGUCCGUACGCGUUGAUUACGGAAGACCGCAAGAAGUACAAGAAACACCUUUAUUGCGACCUGAUAAAAGACCAUCAGAGGUUCACUUAAUCAAACGUCCUGAUGGAUCUGAAAGUUCUAGUCAAGGUCACGUACAUACGGAAAUCCUUGUGCACCAUAAACCGGAGACAAUAAACGGUCGACCACAGUCUCAUCCAUCUGUUCAUUCUCAUUCUAUUCAACCAUCAGUGCAUGGUCAUUUCCUAGAUGGUCAAAAUCCAGAACAAGCUCCACCUAGACGUGUAGAAGUUUCCACACCAGCUGAAAUUCCACAUCGAUACAUAUUGCCUGGCAAACCAGAUUCUGGAAACGAAAUAACAUUGGGAACUAACUGGAAAUCUGAUAAGAAGCCAAACAGAUUCGCAAUAAAUAGUCGUCCGAGGCCGCGACCCAUAUCAAGCCCGACGACCAAACGUCCCCUGGAUAGACAUGUCGUUGUAGAACGACCUACUGGUUAUCCUCUGGUCAGGAAACCAACCUAUCCUGGACCACAGAGGCCUCCGAUAAAAACACAAAACAUUUUUGCAUUACCACAUCGCCCACCAAUUAGUCAAUCUCAUCAAGAGUCUACUAGAGUACCGCCUAAAUUGUUCAUUCAGAUAGAUCCUCAAAAUAGACCACCAUACAUUUAUUCUGACAAAAUAAGCGUGAGUAAUAUUCCAGUACCAAAUACGCCAACUGAACAGAACGAUUACGUGCCAACUGGAGCAAUAGAAUAUCACAAUCCUUUACAUCUAAAUCCGAUAUCAGAAGAAAACAAACAUUCUCACGUACCCUCUACGAAACCGCAAUAUACAUCAUCAGAAGAUAAUUCCGAAAAGUGGCAAACCAAUACGCAGUCUGAACAGACAUUGUUGGAUUCCGACAUUGGUGCUUCGGAGUAUGUAAAUUAUCAGAAUAAUUAUAAACAAGGAAAUAAGAAACAGGAGACUAAUAAUCAGGGCAAGAAUGCUACGAUAAAUACUGCGUAUUCUCAAGAUAAUAAUCAAACCUUAAAAUUACAAACUCCGUAUGGAACAGUCGUUUCCAUCAAUGCGAUUAUGGGCAAACCGCUAGAAGUACAGCAAGCGGAAAUCGAUGGAAAAAUAUUACUCCAAAAACCUUACGAUGCUGACCCUUAUAACACGAGACCUUACGACUUGCCUAUACUACAAGGCAAGCCGUUUGGAGUAUACAAUGUACACGUGGACUCUGUCACACCUUAUGGCUAUAAACGAAAAGAAGAUAAGCCCAUUCAUGACAUAGUUCACGGAAUUCAUGUUUCUGAUAAUGGAAAUAUAAAUCCAACAUCAAAAACGCAAGUCGGAUAUACCACAGCAUCAAAUUCGCUCAAACACGAUGAUACUAUGGAUCUGAAACCACCAGCAAUCACACCUCAAUUUGCUACUGAAAUAGAUAAAUUAGAAAGACCGUAUCACAGGCCGAUUAGGCCUGAUUCAAGACCCGUAUUGUAUCGCAAACCGGAAAUAGUGACAAAGCCGCCUAUUAAAUUAGAAGUUAGACCCGAUUACACCGUGAAACGUCCAGAAAAUAUUAAACCGAAUACUGCAGAAACUUUCAUUAAUCAAACAUUGGACCACAAAAUAAAAGUAAAUCAUGAUCUUCACGAUUGGAAUGUAGAUGUAAUAACGUCGGACAUUCUAAAAUCCCAACAAAAAUUGUCAACGGGGCACUCAUCCCAGUCUACUAAGAUUAACGUGGAAAUAACUAAGAAUAAGAACAGCACCGCAUCUCGUCCGACAACAAUCGGAAGCAAUCGUCCGGGCAUUAUUCGGCCGGAACAUGGAACAUUUGGAACAAGAGUGCAUCCAGAAUAUCCGCAUAUCUUGACAAAACCAAAGCCUCAAGUGCCGAAACCAGUAAUCGUUUCGAGUGGUUCCACGGGAUUGGAAACACAUAACCGUCCGAACAUAAAGUUUUCUAUGCCAGUCGAGGCCAUAGGUGAGGAAGUGGACAGUAAGACGCAAACUGAAAGGCCGCCCAGCAUGUUAAUUAUAAAGAACAAUCUGUCGCAUAAUAAGAAGAAUAAUGAAACUCUAAACACAGCGUAUCAAACGAAUUUCGCAUCUUCAGAGUCUCAAAAUAAGCAAGAUGAAAUCAAGAGAAGACCAAUUAAUAUCAAGGAGAUGAACGUUCCCUCCAGAGAUAUGAUGCCACCACCUUUGAAUGUAGGGCCCAACCAAUCGAACAAAGAUGAGCAAGGAGGACUUAAACCUCCUCCGCCGCCGUCGAGCGAUGUAUUUGGACUAUCUCCGCCGCCAGUAGAUAUCACUACUACUCAUAUACCGAUAGAAGAUAGAUUCGCUUUGAUAACGACCAGCGAAUCAGGCCUGAAGCCACCAAAAUAUAUACCUCUAAAAGAAUCGACAACGGUUGCACCACCUCUGCCUAACAUGGUUCCACCCAGUCCGAGACCGUCACUCACUAGGCCUUUCCUUGUAGAAUUGCUAUCGCAGGAUAUUCUGCCACCACCACCGGUAUUAACAACAACGAAACCACUUGAAAUAGCUACCGUAAGACCAGCUGUCGCGGUUUCUGGUUCCAUACAGAUAGCCACCGCUGUCGCUACGUCUCAUAUUCCAGUUGUCCACGAUAUUGAGUCCAAGAUACCAAUUAUUCACGGCACCGUUGAUCUUCCAGUCGUAGUUGAUGUUCCUGAAAUUCUCAGACCUGCAGAGACGCAAAUGACAGAACACGUUAGCAUUUAUACUGUGCGACCUUUCGACACAAGACCUGUAUCUAAAAUUGCGAUUCAAGCAACAUCAAUAUCGUUAACAAAUAUGGUAAUACCGACAAAAUUGAAACCGCCUCAAGUGGAGCAUAUUCAACCGACUAAAUCGUCAGUAAUUAUUGGUCACGAUUCAACGAAAUCGUAUGUGUUGAGCAUUCCUCCAAAUCCCGUAAAGCGGCCUGAGCAUCCAAUAUAUUUGGAAUCUAGCUACGAGAGCAUUUCACCAUCGACGAGACUGGAACCCACCGAGUCUUUAACAUUCAUUGGCACGAAUCAGAAGAAACAAGAAUACUCAACUGCAUCAAAUGUCGAAAUGACUGAAAAGUCCCAAGUAAUUAAAUACAACGUGAUAAACACGACAGCAAACACAGAAUCAUCUAUAAUAGCUACCAGAGUCGAUAGUUCAAUCACUAAAGUGACCAGCACGUUAAUGUCGGAUAACAGGAUGCGUCUUAAAACAAGUGAUUCAGCCACACAGAUGACGAAAGACAUUGCAGACACUACAGUUAGUGCCAUUCCUAAAAAUGAAUCCAGCACUGCCAUACGUAUGAAGCCAAAAGAGGUGACUCGAUUUAAGACAUUGACUGUAACGAGAACAAAAACAUCAGUGUUGGGUUCGCCACCAACAACGAGAACGCUUUUGCUCACGCACACGAUGACCACGACAACGGUGGAAACUGUGACAGAAACAUUAUUGCGUCCGACGAGCGUCGUGUCUACAGUGACUUCGACGAUCUUGCAAUCGAUCGUUACAAGGAUACCUUCGUCGUAUGAUAACGUCAUGGAUAAUGAUUCCAUAUUCGUCGUAAUGAGUGAUCAGAAACCACCUGCGCCUGGAGCGGAAGAGGUAUAAGCUCAACAUAUAUAUACAAUGAUUUUACUAAGCACAUAUUAUUUAUUGGAAUUUUAGGUGGAGGCUGAAUACGGAGAGGAAGUAUCUCGUGACGAACAGGAUCCAACGGGCAAUGAAAUUCAUAGAGUAUUGGCGGGUGGAGUAUUGGGAGCGCCAGUAGUGCCUCUCACACCUGUUGCAAAUCAGUGCACACCGGAAUGUAAAUCAUCUAAGUCUGAGAUGUGCGCCGAAGUAGAAACUGAGAUGAGAUGUAUAUGCCGGCCAGGAUUUGCGAGAAUGUUCCCAGAUCGUCCUUGCAAGCCGACUUAUACGUACACUCUACGAGUUGGUUUGGAUCGUAUUGGGCAUGAAUUAGUGACGUAUGAAGGUGUCUUAAACGAUUCUACAUCAGCAGUAUACAAACGUUUGGCAGUUCCAACGAAGGAUGCCUUAGAUAGAACCUUAAUGCAGAGUGACUUAAGGGAUGUAUACAGAGGACUUAAGAUCGCUGGAUUCUUCCCAAAUCCCACAAAAGUCGAGUUUCAUGUACAACUUAGCGAUAACGCUAACGAGACCAGACUGAAGGAAGUCCUUCGUAAAUAUUUAGUUGGAAGCAAUUACAGCCUAGGUGGUACGGAGGUGUAUGCCUCGAAAAAUCUUGACUUGAUUGAAGCUGUCGACUUCGACGAGUGUGCUUCCAAAGAAAAUGGUCCGCAUCACGAUUGUUCGCCUCACGCGGCAUGUUUCAACUUACGAGGAUCUUACCAAUGUUCUUGUAGAGAAGGAUGGGCCGAUUUGUCAGAAAAUCCAGCGUAUCCGGGAAGAGUAUGUUCUCAAGCUCCAUUAGGAUGCACUGGCUGCAAUAAUAAAGGUCAUUGUGUUACCAAUUCUCUCGGUCAAGAAGUAUGCGAAUGCUUCCCUUGGCAUAGCGGCCAACGUUGCCAAGUUAAUCUGAAAGUUUUGCUGAUAGCUCUGGUAACAGCCGGUGCAAUUUUGUUGGGUCUUUUGGCAAUCUGUGUGGGUAUGUCGUGUUUCCGUCGUCCGGGACGUGGCCAAAAGACCGGCGACAGACGAGCAAUGAUCCCAGGUACAGGUGGUGAUACCAGCAGUGAAGGUAGCGUCACUGAUUUGGCAAUACCCCAUCAUGUACCACACAUUUUACCACCGCCACCGCAAAUGAUCGCACCGCUGCCGCCGAACAAACGACCAGUUCGUAAGAUCAACGCAAAACCUCGUCAUCCACCCAGAAAAACUACUAUGGUACCUGCAGCAGUGAUACCAGUUAACGAUGAUCAGCGCGAUCGCUCCUUAACAGUCAUGAUCCCGCGUGCAAAAUAUCGAUCGGCACCGCAAUCACCACAAAAUUACAAAGCUGGUAUGAGCACGUUCGCCGCCGAAGAGCACAAACUCAUAAGUUACCUUGAUAAUGGCGCGAGCUCGCCGGCUAAUAGAAAACAGAGUAUAUCUAGCACGAAGGAUUGUAAAGAAGCUGAUUUGCAAGGAUCAAGAAAUCCGGCGACGCCCACGGGUGCCCUCGUAAGCGCCGGUUUUCAGGUAUCAGCGACGGUGACCCAUACUGCAGAUGCUGAAUCCACCUUGGCACGCUCUUGCGGUGAAACUACUGUGGAAACAGCAACGAAGGUAUUGAGAAGCGCAGAUCUUCAAGUUGAUCUGGACUCGACUCUGGCUCGCUCAUGCGGCGAAACCACCAUACAGGCUCCGACAAAGCUUCUCAGAUUAGACUUGGGCGAGGCUGGCUCCACUUUGGCAAGAUCUUGCGGCGAAACGACGAUCCAACCGCCGACGAAAGUCGCUGCUGUGCGAAGAAACAGCGUCAAAGACGCCAGAGAUAACAGGGACAUCAGGGAUAGCGCCAGCGAAGGUCACACCAUGGCUGAACGAGAUUUAGGCAGUACAUUGAGACUUCCGGCACAGCAUCCGCCACUAUACAGUCCGGAUAGGACUAGCGAUCGGGAAUCCAACUUCGAUUCGCUCUAA
Messenger RNA from Ooceraea biroi (clonal raider ant), 18237 nucleotides. RefSeq lists its product as uncharacterized. Lineage: Eukaryota; Metazoa; Arthropoda; Insecta; Hymenoptera; Formicidae. Gene Ontology annotation, molecular function: calcium ion binding. The record is from RefSeq and is a predicted model, not a curated record.